UGUUUUUCUACACACAAUAAGAAGGAACGCCGGUGCUCAUCUUUGAAGCGCUUUCACGUCAGACGGUAAAUCCUUUCCAGGGAUUUGCUUUGACAAAGAAAACAACAGUAAGAGUCGCGUUUCAAAUAAAUCCCCGUGGCAUUUAAAAACAAAAAGCAAUUGAAAGGCAAGCUGUUGCUAUGAGAGGCUGCUAUUUAGUUUAUAGCUCCCUCUCAUGUUUUGAGUGUGUGAGACCGCGAGAGGCGAGCGGAGGGUGUUCCUCCCUUGCAUCACAGCCAGGGACAGCUGACUGGUUGGGAUGUAAUUGCUCUCAAGUGAGGGCAGCGGGAGACAUUUAUCUCAGCCACAGCCGAGGAUGCACACGCACAGUGAGUCUGCCAGGAGCAGUCAAGCAUCCAUCGGAACAGACACAAACUCGCAGCUCUUUCUACUGCUCAGCCAAAUUGGUGCUGCAAGGGAUUACAACUCUGGCAAUUCCUUUCAUCACAUACUUAUGGUCUCGGGGAUGGAGAAGACAAUAUGUUGCAUCACUGAAGAUUAAAAAAGAAUCCCCCAGUGGACGCCAUCUCCUGUUCUCCAGCCUCUUUGAACUCCAACCAACUUUCAGAAGUGUUCCCUCCACAAGUAGUCUGACUCGGGACUCCCUGCUGCAAGAACACGGACCCUGAGGUCGCAACCGGAGCGACGAGAGUUCAAGGGGGUUCACUUGGGCUGAGGGAUAGGGCGCAGAUCUCGUCUCUCGUUUCAGUAUGUUUUUCAUUGAUCCCCACUGCAUUGUAUUAUAAUGCGCAAAUGGAUGCCGACAUGGAACCUUCCAAAUCUGUUCUCGGGACUCUACCUGCAUGCCGUCUUCCUAUUCAGCAGUGUGUGUGUGGCCUACAGUGACUGCACUCCAGCGCAACUCGCUGCCAUCAUGAACUGUUCGAGACACGAGCGACACACCAGGAAUUAUGACUACAUGGAGGGAGGAGAUGUACGGAUCCGACAGCUAUUCAGCCGCACUCAGUGGUUCCUGACAAUUGAUGACGAAGGCAACAUCAGUGGGACUCAAGACCUAACCAAUUGUUACAGCAUCCUCGAGAUCAGGACAGUGUCCGAGGGCGGCAUACUGGCUAUCAAAGGCAUAAAGAGUCAGCAUUACAUCUCCAUGAACAAAGCUGGACAGCUGCAAGGAAAGAGGACCUACAGUGAAAACUGCGACUUCAAAGAGGUUUUCCUAGAAAACUACUUUAAUGCAUACUCCUCGGCAAAGUGGACUAAAAAUGGCAAAGAAAUGUUCAUAGCACUGUCUCAGAAGGGGCGGGCCAUGCGGGGGAAGAAGACCAGGAGGGAGCACGUCGCGUCGCACUUCAUCCCCAUGAAAUGCAGGGAAGAGGAGAGGAGGGCGGAUUGAGACUCGACUCGCUCUGUGUACGAAUUCACUUAGCAAAUAUGUUAAUGGACAUGUAAACUCAUCCCUGGCUAUGCACCGCUCUUCUCAAGGCUACCAUCAGGUUUGACAGUUUAGGAUUUGCAGUCUUUCACAGCAUAUUAUUCCUGUGGUGCAAGAGAACAUUUCCUCAAACCAACAUCCUCAUAAAGUCCAACAUUUUGCAGGCAAUCUUCCCAGAGACGGACGGCUCCUAUUUUCCCUUCUUGUUGAUAUAAUGGCCAUGUGUCCCAAUACUUUUGUCCAAAUCGCAUAUGUGUCAGCUGGUAUAACAACAAACCAAUACCUUUAAAUAUCUUGUCUUCAGACAACGCUACUCAAACACAGACAAGUGGUUUGACUUGCAUCACCUGCUUUUUACACCACAAUUCAAUAUUAUUAUUUUAUUAAUAAAUAUUAUAUUUCUUUACAAA
Molecule: messenger RNA, 1842 nt
Organism: Syngnathus typhle (broad-nosed pipefish)
Lineage: Eukaryota; Metazoa; Chordata; Actinopteri; Syngnathiformes; Syngnathidae
Gene: fgf7
Product: fibroblast growth factor 7
Exons: 4
Coding region: 785-1393 (202 amino acids)
Biological process (GO): animal organ morphogenesis; positive chemotaxis; lung development
Cellular component (GO): cytoplasm
Molecular function (GO): type 2 fibroblast growth factor receptor binding; growth factor activity
Source: RefSeq, a predicted model, not a curated record